AUGCUAAACUCAAGUGAAAUGCCAGCUAGUCCGUGCCUGGAGCUGGGCCACCUGCCCGCGCCAUCCAGCGCAGCGGCGACAACAACAACAACGACGAUGCGGCAUAGAAGCAGCGCCACAAGGAUACGCAAAAGACUUUGCCGCUGCAGUGGCCAGCGGCCAGAGCUGAAACCAGAGCCGGCGGCACAGCUCGAGCUGCCACUGGCAACGGCAACAGCAACAGCAACAGCAACAACAGCUGCAACCACAAUACGACGCACCACAACGAGCCCAAGGAGCAGCGCCGGCCUCAGUCUGGGGCUGAUCGGCGCCGCCGUGCUGCACACAACGAACGCGCUGACCGCCACGGUUGGCGCCCUCGAUGCCGUCGCACUGCCGCUGCAAGGCACUGCCACGCCCCUGCCCGCCACACACGACCUGAACGCCACGCUGCUGAGCAGCACGUCCGGCGCGCUCUACAACGACAGCAGAGCCACGCUGGAUGCGGGCCUUGCCGCAGCCGAGGGGGCCGAGGACUGGUUCGACGAUCUGUUCUGGCUGCUGAAGGCAUCCGUCAUGCUGUUAAUCAUCAUUGCGGCCAUCUGCGGCAAUCUGCUUGUUAUUAUUUCUGUGAUGCGUGUUAGAAAAUUAAGAGUUAUAACGAAUUACUUUGUAGUUUCCUUAGCCAUGGCUGAUAUAAUGGUCGCUAUUAUGGCCAUGACAUUUAACUUUAGUGUGCAAGUAACUGGGCGCUGGAACUUCAGCCCCUUCCUGUGCGACCUGUGGAACAGCUUGGACGUCUACUUCUCAACUGCAAGCAUUUUGCAUUUAUGCUGCAUAUCAGUGGAUAGAUACUAUGCCAUUGUGAAGCCGCUCAAGUAUCCGAUUAGCAUGACAAAACGCGUGGUUGGCAUUAUGCUGUUGAACACAUGGAUAUCGCCGGCGCUGCUCUCGUUCCUGCCCAUUUUCAUCGGCUGGUAUACGACAGACAAGCACAAGGUAUUCGUGAAGGAGCAUCCCGAGCAGUGCUCGUUUGUGGUGAACACUUACUAUGCCAUCAUAUCGAGCUCGAUUUCAUUCUGGAUACCCUGCACCAUCAUGAUUUUCACUUAUCUGGCCAUUUUCCGUGAGGCCAACCGGCAGGAGAAGCAGCUGAUGAUGCGCCACGGCAAUGCGAUGCUCAUGCAUCGCCCAUCGAUGCAGCCAUCAGGCGAGGCGCUGAGCGGCUCGGGCUCAUCGAAAACGUUGACACUGCAUGAGGUCGAGCAGGAGCACACCCCGACUAAGGACAAACAUUUAAUCAAAAUGAAGCGGGAGCACAAGGCCGCACGCACUCUGGGCAUCAUCAUGGGCACCUUCAUCCUCUGCUGGCUGCCAUUUUUCGUGUGGUACACGCUCUCCAUGACCUGCGACGCGUGCCAGGUGCCAGACAUUGUGGUCUCGAUACUCUUCUGGAUUGGCUACUUCAACUCCACGCUCAAUCCGCUGAUCUACGCGUACUUCAAUCGCGACUUCCGGGAGGCUUUCCGCAACACGCUGCUCUGCCUGUUCUGCAACUGGUGGAAGGACCGGCACAUGCCGCUGGACAUUGACAUACGGCGCUCGAGCCUGCGCUACGAUCAGCGCGCGAAGAGCGUCUACUCGGAGAGCUAUCUCAACUCGAACACGCCCUCGCAUCGCCGUCAGUCCCAGAUGGUGGACAACUUAUAAUACAGGGACGAGGCGCUGCUGACGCCCAUUGCCCAGCAGCAGCAGCGGCUGGCGGCCGGCGCCGCGCCUGGCUCCCGGCUGGACAACCCCAGGCCCAAGCCCAGCCUGGGCAACCUGUCGGCCGAGGAUGUGCAGGAGAUACAGAUCGAGAUACCCAUGGAGUAUAUCAACAAAUGGAACAAGAACAACAAUGCAGCAGCCGCCACGGCCUCCAGUCAUGUGUAAGAGACUGACGGACAACACCAGCAGCAGCAGCAGCAGCAUUACCAUCAGCAACAACAACGACAACAACAACAACAGCAACAGCAGCAACCGUAGCCAAACAAUGGCCCAGUUGCGUCAUUCGAACAAAUGCAAUUACAAUUUUCCAUUAAUUUUUAAAAUUAAUAUGCUGCUUGCAUUCGCACUGUAAAUAUUUAAGUCAACAUUUACGGAUUCAUCCGUGUACGAGGUGCACUCCAUAGGCGCGUUGUCUGUUCGUUUUCAUUUCGUUUUUAUCUGCUUUAAAAAUUCGCUGCACUGAUGGAGCUUCAAUAUGGCCGAGAAUGAGUAAA
Drosophila navojoa is the source of this 2243-nucleotide messenger RNA. It is a transcript of the gene Octbeta2R, whose product is annotated as Octopamine beta2 receptor. The record is from RefSeq and is a predicted model, not a curated record. Gene Ontology annotation, cellular component: plasma membrane. Gene Ontology annotation, molecular function: octopamine receptor activity. Gene Ontology annotation, biological process: adenylate cyclase-activating adrenergic receptor signaling pathway; positive regulation of MAPK cascade. Lineage: Eukaryota; Metazoa; Arthropoda; Insecta; Diptera; Drosophilidae.